Molecule: messenger RNA, 3237 nt
Organism: Argiope bruennichi
Lineage: Eukaryota; Metazoa; Arthropoda; Arachnida; Araneae; Araneidae
Product: pleckstrin homology domain-containing family O member 1-A-like
Exons: 9
Coding region: 343-1638 (431 amino acids)
Source: RefSeq, a predicted model, not a curated record
AGACAGUUUGUCUAUUGGCUCAGGUCCGAGUCGUUUGCACCUAUAAAAAUCAGAAAAACGAGAAGUAGAAAGAAAGAAUUGCACGCGCUUCGAACUUCCGGUCUCAUGUCAUCCAGCAGAAACAAAAGCAAAAAAUAAUAAACCGCUACGUCCUGACUAAUUCUGACGCUUCCGCUCUGAACGGGGAAAUGGAGCGGAGAGGUUCCUAGGCUGAGUGGAGAAUUAUCGUCUGCUUUUUCAGUCGAGUAAAAGCAUGGAGUGGAGAGAGUGGUGUGAAUGAGUUGAAGGGGUUUUAUUUACAGUUUUGUGAGUGUUUUUUUCAUCUAUGGAUUUACAGUUCUCAUGAUUGGAAAUCUUGUGCAAGUUUGUUUGUGCAACUGGGAUUCUAAAAUGGAAAUCCCAUCAAGCGACUCGUUCGCGAACCCCGUCAAGAAAGGCCACCUGUUGAAACUGACGGGCCGUGGAUGGUUGUACUCGGGGUCCUGGAAAAAGCGGUACUGUAUCCUAGAAGGGUCUAAGUUUUACUUCUAUGAAAAUGAACAAAGCAAAGGCAAUGAGAAGACCUGCGGGGUGGUCAAUCUGGACUACUACGACGUGUGCGAGGAGAACAACCCCAAAGACAAAAAGAACCCGUACGUCUUCAUCAUUGGGACUUCCGUCAGAGGAUUCUUUGAUAAUCGGCAUCAGUUCGCCGCCGAAUCGGCCGACGACAUGCAGUCUUGGAUUCGAGCCAUCCAGACUGCCAUUGCGGAAGCGCGGGUCAGCCGCCGGAAGCCGAGCAGGAAGCGCCACCUGGAGGGGAAAUCUCCGGACCUCAGCACUUCCUCGCAGGAAUCCGAGGGAACCAGCACUGCCUGCCUAGUCAAUGCAACAAAGGAUAGAGCACGGGGACCCCAAGGACGAAGAUUACCUCAGAGGAAAUCCAUGAUGCCUGCAAGUCGUUCCGUAGAGGAAGCCGAUAUUCGGCAGAGGUCCAUCAGUCUCUCGGAUGCACAGAGGCCGAAUGCGGCCGGCGAGGGCGAUUCAAGUCCUUCAUCCAAGUCGCCGCCGGACGGCAAGUGGUUGAGUUUAUCUAUGGAAGAGGUGGACCGGGACAAGGAGAGUGGGUCGGACAACCAGAGGAGUAGUUCCGCUUUCGAUCUGCCCCAACACAAGGAGGAGAUCACACCCCCGAAACCUUACAAGAGGGUGGGCAACCUGCUGGGCCAGCACGCAGCCCUCACCAAGGAGCUGGAGAUGAGGCUCAAGUCCGGAAGGACGCCGGCCCAUGUCAGAGCUCCUUCGGAGAGCGAAGAAGAGGAACCUGCAGAAGUAAGGAUAGGCGCGAAGAUGGAACAACUAGCCACGAGGGUGACCUCUGCCAACGAGAGUCUGAGCAACCUGGAGGAGAAGGUGGGUCUUCUCAACAGAAAAGUGGAGGCGACACAGGAGAAGAACGAGAAAGUGGCGUCUCAGAUGGGCGACGCCAUGCUUCAGGUCACAGUCACAUUACAGGAGGCCGAGAGAAUAAACGCCGAAUGCAAGCGAGUCUUGGCAGAUGCGAACAAGGCCAAAAGCGAAUACCAGCUGUUGGCGAGAGAGUGCAGGGAAACUCUCGCCAAGCUUAACAGUGCCGAAACUCAGCAAAAUGGUGCCUAAAACUCCACAACGUGAAAAAAGUGCCUUGAUUAUACAAUAUUUGAAACAUUUUUUCAUACUGUUCCUUUGAAUGUUAUUUGGAAAAGUUCUGGAACACUUCCAUUCUAAGUGAGGGCAGACAGAUUUAUAGUUUUUAUUCAUAUUUAUUAAAGGAUAGUAUGUAUUGUGUCGGUCACGUUUUGUUGCCACCCGUUUUGGCAGCCAAAUUAUGCAUGUUGAAAAUGGGAAAAUAUAGCUUUUUUUCCACGUCACGCAUUUGACAAUGAGUGAUAAAUGCACAAUGAUUUUCUACUUUUUCAGCAAAAGGUUGCAGAAUAGCCAUCCCUUAGAUGUGCUAUUUGACAUUUCUUGGAAAAAGCUUAUGAACUAUAAUACACUGUUGCGUGUUAACUACGCAGCAGCAAGAACACAGCAAAGCGCUUUGACCACAAGGACUGGGCCUCUUUGAUAAUUAUAUCUAGACAAAUGUAAAAAAAAUGCAUUUUGUUAUGAGAAUUUAAAGAAAACGACUUGCUAUUUUUUAUUUAUGCAUACAUAUUUUCGCAGUUUUUUUUCAUGUCUAGUCAGUGCCUUAUCGUUUGCCAUAUCUGUGUGUGUUGCCACUUUGAUAAAACUAUUAAAUGAAUGCUUGUGUGAACUUUUUUACGGAAUAUUUGUGAAAAGAUUACAGAAAUUAUUUAGUCAAUAUAAAACGAUAGUUACUUAAACCUACGAAUGAUAUAUUUGUAAUUUUACCCAAUUUUUCAUACUCUUUCACUAUUAUCAAUAGAAGGGCCCUAUAAAGAAAGGGAAUUUAAGUUAUAUUUCAUGCCCGAAAAUUCAUCUAGAUAUAAUCUCUGCAUAUUUUAAGCAGAGAUACAUAUUUCAAAUUUGACUUUAAGCUUAGGAAGUUUUCGAGGUAAUGAGUAUUACUAUAUCUUAUAAAUCUAUUCCAGUGUUUUUGGAAGAUUAAAAAGCAACAAAAGUAAUUUCUUUAGCAAGAAAAUUAAUCGAAGUACAUGUUUAUAUAUAUAUAUAUAUAUAUAUAUAUUUGAAGUAUUAUGGAAUAUUCCUGAAAAGAUUACAAAAAAUAUUUUACCUUUUUUUUUUUUUUUUUUCUUCCCAAAAACUAUAUAAAUCAGAUAAAACUGUUUGUAAAACUUGCUUCAAGAAAGAUGCUCAGUCAGUUUUCAAGCAGAAAAUAAAACUAAAAUUGUUUAAACAUUGAGACUUCUAUAAUUUUCAAGAAAUAAGAAUUAUGCGACUAGAUGAUGGGGGAGUGACCAAAAUUGAAAAUUUACCAUAAUUCAGUUGAAUCAUCUCAGUUUCUCCAAAAUUAGACUAAAUAUGGCAACUUUUAACAGGGCAUGCCUGCAUUUAAAGCAAUGAAGUUUUAUAAAAGCCAUUUUGAUUGCAUUUCCUUACAUACUGAAAUACAAACCAAACUGUAUUUUUAAAUACAUAUAAAUAACGUUAAUAUUUCUUUUCUGCAACAAAUCAUAUCAUUUUCAAAUUGUAUUUAAAAAAAUGUUUCUAUCUAGUAAAAGGCUGAAUAAUUUCUGUAUUCAUGAAAUUUAUAUGUAAAGCAAAAAUAAAAAAUGAGAUGUAAAUAAAAUUUAU